Rhincodon typus (whale shark) is the source of this 3935-nucleotide messenger RNA. It is a transcript of the gene rcbtb1, whose product is annotated as regulator of chromosome condensation (RCC1) and BTB (POZ) domain containing protein 1. The transcript is spliced from 11 exons. The coding region runs from base 97 to 1692 and encodes 531 amino acids. NCBI's taxonomy places the organism in Eukaryota, Metazoa, Chordata, Chondrichthyes, Orectolobiformes, Rhincodontidae. Gene Ontology annotation, molecular function: protein binding. The record is from RefSeq and is a predicted model, not a curated record.
UUAAAUUCUCAUCCAUUUCUUUCAGACUCUCUGCUGAAGGAUGGAGGAAAUGUGACCGGGUGAUGUCUUUAACCGACUGUCCUUAAGCAAGCAGUCAUGGUAGAUGUUGGAAAGUGGCCUGUGUUCAGCUUGCUUUCUCCACAGGAAAUUAAAUCGAUUCAUCAAGCCUGUGUCUUUGGUACUUCAGCAACUGAGGCAAUCUACGUCACAAAAAAUGACGAAGUGUUUGCACUUGGGGUAAAUUGCAGUAACUGCCUAGGAAUCGGGGAUGGUCAGAAUGUAGUUACACCAAAGAAAAUAGAAGCUUUGUGUGGGAAGAAAAUAAUUUCUCUCAGUUAUGGAAGUGGACCACAUAUUUUACUUGCAACUAAAGAUGGUGAAACUUAUUCCUGGGGCCUUAACAGUUAUGGCCAGCUGGGCAAUGGAACAACCGGUCCAGGUUCAUUGCCUUUCCUUGUCUCGAGCAUGUUCUAUGAUAAGAAAGUGAUUGAAGUUGCUUGUGGCUCCAAUCACUCUAUGGUCCUAACAACAGAAGGCGAGGUCUACUCUUGGGGUCAUAAUAACUGUGGGCAAGUUGGAUCAGGAUCUACGGCAAGCCAGGCAACACCACGGAGAGUAACAAACUGUUUGCAGAACAAGAGGAUUGUUGCUGUUGCUUGUGGUCAGAUUUACUCCAUGGCUACGUCAGAUAAUGGAGAGGUGUACAGUUGGGGUUACAAUGGCAGUGGUCAACUGGGAACAGGAAUCAGUGGAAACCACCUUACUCCUUGCAGAGUGACUGGGCUACAAGGAAUUUGUGUCCUUCAGAUUGUCUGUGGUUCUGCUCACACACUCGCACUAACAGAUGAGGGCUUGCUAUAUGCCUGGGGAGCAAAUACAUCUGGACAGCUGGGUAUUGGAAAUAAAAUCAAUCAGCUGGUUCCAGUACUGAUCACUGUGGAGAAAGAAAGGAUUGUGGAGAUUGCAGCCUGCCAUUCUACCCACACCUCAGCUGUGAAGACCCAGGGUGGUCAAGUUUACAUGUGGGGACAUUGCCGGGGCCAGCCGGUUACCAUCCCACAUCUCACUCACUUCUCUUGCACAGAUGAUGUGUUUGCCUGCUUUGCCUCUCCAGCAGUUACAUGGCGCUUCCUGUCCAUAGAACAGGAUGAUCACCUGACUGUAGCCCAGUCUCUGCACAAGGAAUUUGACAGCUUGGAAACAUCAGAUUUAAAGUUCUGUGUGGAAGGAAAAUUCAUCCAUGUUCAUAAAGCUGUUCUAAAAAUAAGGUGUGAACAUUUUCGAACUAUGUUUCAAUCCUACUGGAGUGAAGAUGAAAAAGAGGUGAUUGAGAUUGAUCAGUUCAGCUAUUCAGUGUAUCGUGCCUUUCUAGAAUACUUGUACACAGACUGUGUCAAUCUUCCUCCUGAGGAUGCAAUAGGGCUUCUGGAUCUGGCUACUUCUUACUGUGAAACCAAAGUGAAGAAACUAUGCCAAGAGAUCAUUAAAAGGGGAAUUACUGUGGAGAAUGCUUUCCUAUUGCUGUCAGCAGCAGUCCGUUAUGAUGCAAAGGGUUUAGAAGAGUUUUGCUUCAAAUUUUGUAUGAAUCACUUGACUGCAGUCACUGACACUGAUGCAUUUUGGCAAAUGGAUGGAGCUCUCUUGAAAGAAUUCAUUGUAAAAGCAAGCAAGUGUGGAGCUUUCAGAAACUGAACUUAUGGGGUAGACAUAUUCCUGCGACAUUACAAAUGAAACUUUCCCCUAUUAAUGGGAAAUCGAUCUAAUUUUGAUGGAAUAUUCCCACUCACUCAUCUCUAACUUGUACUAUUGCCAGUCUGAUUUGUAAACAGUGGGAUGGUCAUCAAAUUUCAACAAUAUAGUUGACUUGUUCAAUGUAUUUGAAAAGACUGGACUACAAUUGUAGCUCAUUUCUUGACUGCACUUAGUUUCCUAGAUGUAAAUUUCUGAUCACCUUUGCAGCAAGUAAAUGUUAUAAUUUUAUUAUAUGAUCAUGUACAUAGUUCUUACUAAAUUACUGUCAUAGCAAACUGAGUUGUUCCUUAUUUUGGUAAUUGUGAGGUAAUGACUCUCACAUUAUGAAUUUGGGAUAUACCUUGCUGCCAAACUUGUCAAAUGGAACCACAUUUCUGUUAAGCCUUUUGAGAAAAAUUUGUGACAUGGCCUGGGCUGUAAAUUCCUUAUUUUUUUAAUAGAAUCUUUUCAAAUUUCAAUGGAUAGAAUGCCAAGGGUCCAUUUUUGUUGGUGGGUUUUGAUUAUACCUUGUGUAAAUGUAGGAAUUUCUCACAUCAAACUGUAUCCUUGCAACUCCUGUUCCAGAUUUUUUCCAAGAUAUUGGGAAUACUUUAGUUUGUUUACCUGCUAUUAAGUCUUAUUAUCAACAACUUGUAGGGAAGAAAAUGAUCAAAAAUCACUUCAUAUUAGUGAGAUUGAAUUCAUUUUUUCAAAAGGCCAUUCAAAUAGUGCCGGUUACUAAUAUGAUAAAGUUGCUUUGUGAAUUUAUUUGCCCUACUACCACAUUAUUAUUAAACUCUACAAGUUGAUAUUUUAAAAAAAACACUUCUGGACUUUUUUUCAAAUAUUGGAGCACUAGCCUAGAACACGAGCAAAGCUGCUACCAUUAUUCCUUUUGUAAUUCAGAGGUUAACUCUUCGAUCACCCUGACUUUUCUUGUCAGUACUAUGUUUGUGCACAAAGUUGCAGAAAAGUUCAUAUUUUGUGCUGGCAUCAAAUAUUCCAAGCACAAAUCUAUUUCCAAUUUUCUGGAUGCUACUCUUUGUGAAUCAAGUGGGAUAUUUGACUGUCCCAAUUUGCUGUUCAAUACACUGCAAAAUAAUGCACACUGUGUGUAACCUUGCUGGUUUUUAAGGGAAAAACUGCUUGGAGUUAAUCUCCCAUGCAUGCCAUCUAAAGCUGCAGACAAUUAUUGUUUAUGUAGUAUUACAAAGUCUUUACUGCUUUCUCCACACAUAAUGUCUCAAUUAGCUAUAUUCCUAACCACGAAAAGGGAAGGUGGAUACCUGUUUAGUUUUUUUUUGAGCCAAGUCGACACAAAGAAAGGAAUACAGAAGCGCACAGUUCUAGCAGCAGCAGUCUUGCAUGAGCAACAGAAUCUAGGGUGAUAUUUCUCUGAUUAUGGUCAAUGCUUAUUUUACACAAAGGCUUGAUUUUUUUUUUCCCAGGUUGUUACUUACCCUUCUGUAUUUGAGACCACUGUUAUCCAACUCACCAGUACUGAUGUGCUCAGUUUUCCAGGUGCUUUUAUGACCCCCAUCGUAAACAUGUUGACAACAUUGUGUACCUUGUGCUUCAGACAAAGUGAUAUGAUAGUCUAAGGAGCAUCUCGUUGGGAACAUAAAAACACAGCUGGCUCAACACAAUUUUUGCUUAGAGGCAAAUAAAUCAGAGGGAAUUGAUGUUUGACUGUGUCCUGAUCCUUAAUUUUAGUGAACAGAUUCACCCUGGCACACACAGACUUCCAUCAUAGAUACUGCUUAAAGAGUACCUUUGGUAAGUGGGUGUGAUUUAAAUUUAGUACAAUUAUUCAGACUAAGUGUGUUUCAGAAUGUCAGCCACUUAAAUAGUGCCAAAAUAUGACUGUUCUAAUAUGGGAAAUGUAGGACAAGACAAACAGCAGAAACAAAUUCCACUGGUGUUCUGUGAAUGACCUGAGCUUUCCACGGAUCUAUUUACUGUUUAAUCCAGUUUUUCAUAACUGGAACUGACAAAUGAAGCAGGCACAUUAAAAGUUUUGUGUGUCCAGAUAUAUGGAAGGUGCUCAGUUUACCUUCAGGAGAAAAUGGAUAAUUUGUACAUACAGUUAUCAUAUUCUUCAAAGUUGUGCAUUGAUGACAUGGAAAUCACAUCUGAAAGUUUAGUGCAAUGAUUGUAGUGAAAUCUGGUACCUUAGGAAAGAAAUAAACAAUUGCUCGUAUUGA